This is a messenger RNA of Spinacia oleracea (spinach), 1770 nucleotides long. Its product is annotated as spermidine hydroxycinnamoyl transferase-like. NCBI's taxonomy places the organism in Eukaryota, Viridiplantae, Streptophyta, Magnoliopsida, Caryophyllales, Amaranthaceae. The transcript is spliced from 2 exons. Bases 218 to 1573 code for a protein of 451 amino acids. The record is from RefSeq and is a predicted model, not a curated record. Gene Ontology annotation, molecular function: acyltransferase activity, transferring groups other than amino-acyl groups.
UGAAGUUAAUGUAAUUUCAUUUUUCAAAUAAAAAAAUAUACGUAAAUGGUUGACCAAAUCCCAAUGUCAACCAUUAACAAAUUGCGUAACCAAGGAUUUUGAUUCCACCUUCGGGCCCUUCCCUAUAUAUAGCAUAACAACCGUCGCUAGAAGAUUAAAGAGAAAACCAGAUCAUCAAGAACAAAAAAGUUCAAUAUUACCACAAAUAUAAAAGAAAAUGGGAAUGAAAAUUGUAUCUAGGCAAAUAGUGAAACCAGCUGAGCCAACAUGGAGUGGCAUUCUUCCAUUAACAGAACUUGAUCAUGUUUCUGUGAUUACACAUUCAUCCAAUUUACACUUCUACGAAAAACCCACAGAACAAUGUUGGCUUAAUUCAUCCAACAAUAAAAUACUCAACACCCUAAAAGAGUCAUUAAGCCGUAUUUUAAUCCCAUUUUAUCCUUUAGCCGGUCGGUUGAGUUGGGUUGGAGGAGGACGACAACGACUUGUUCUCGAAUGUAAUGCAAUGGGUGCUGAGAUUAUUGAUGUUGAAUCUAGUAUGAAGAUCGCCGAUUUUGGUGAUUUCUACUCUUCUAGUGAUAAGUUCAAACAUCUAGUGCCUCAAAUCGAUUAUUUUGGUACACAAAUCCAAGAUAUUCCUUUACUCGUUGUGCAGCUCACUAGGUUUGUUUGUGGUGGGUUAAGUGUUGGGAUAUCUUUGUCUCACAUGGUCGUAGAUGGGAGGAGUGCAUUCCAUUUCAUCGACGAAUGGGCUAGGCUCACUCGUGGUGAACCAAUGCAGGUUGCACCUUUCCUAGACCGUCGAAUCCUUCAAGCAGAAGAUGUCAAUCUAUCCCAAACAACUCAAGUUUUUGAUGACGACGAAAAUCAUUUGACCUAUUUCAAUACGUUAGAGGGGGGUAAGCUAGAGACUCCAACCUUCGUAUUCUUAACCAAAGAUAAAAUCGAACGGCUUAAAGAGGUUGCUAAUAAUAAGGAUGGGGAAAUUAAUAGUGACAAUAGACGUUCGUUCAGUCGGUUUGAAGUUAUCACGUCUCAUGUAUGGAGAUGCGUGUGCAAGGCAAGAGAGUUAAAAUGUGAUGAAAUUACUUCCUUGUUCGUUCUUGUUAAUGCUCGUGGUCGUGUAGAUCCACCAUUACCAUCAAGCUACUUUGGCAAUGCUGUUGUUCAGGUUACAAUAUCAAGUUCUGUGGGAGAUCUCAUUUCGAAACCUCUAAGCUACAUUUGCAGUACGAUAAGUGAGGCAUCGACGAAGGUGAAUAACGAGUAUGUAUAUGGAUUCCUAGACGUGUUAAAAACCGAAGAAAGCUUAACCAUGCAUCAAUAUACUGAUGAUCGAGGAACACUACAAGGCCCUCCUUAUGGUGACCAUAAUAUAAUGGCAACAAGUUGGUUGAGCUUGAUGGCUAUGGGUGUCGACUUUGGCUGGGGUAAGGAGAUAUACAACGGGCCUCCUUUGGUCCGUGCAUGCGACGGUGAAGUUAUGAUUAUUCCCUAUAACGAUGGAUCCGUCGUGGUCGGAGUUUUUUUGAAACCCAAGGAAAAGUUUCAAGAAUACAUGAAUCUUAUCUAAUGAUGCAUUAAAGGAGUUGGUGUUUGCUUUGUUUAAAUAAAUUCUCUCAUAAUUUAUGAGUGGUUUGUAAUUCUUUUUAUGAAUUGUGUGAAUUUAUUCAUUUUAAAAAUUCAUUGAGAUUUGGACGAUGAGAUCCAUUUUUCUUUAGUUUAUGAUGGUCCAUGGAGGAAAAAAUAAUUAUUACCUCUAUUUCAUAA